CCCAUUAGGCAUAUAUAAACUUAGACAAUUUUACUUCUCUUCUAGUUUCAUUAAUUUUACGACAGAAAUAUCAAUCAAAUAAUUCAAAAUGAAAGUAUUCUCCAUUUCUACAAUAAUUUGUGUCUUUCUCAUUCUAGCUGAAUGCCAAUAUCAUUCCCAACACAAUCCAAAUGGUCCAGUCUAUGACGGUCUCGACUCUGUUCUCGAUGAAGCUGCAAAAAAUUCCCAAAUGUUUGCCAACGAUCUAACUCAAAGAAUGAAUAAAACUUUCAAUACUAUUGAGGAAAAACUUGAACAAUGGAAGAAUAACAACGCUUUCAGCAAUCAAUUAGAGAUGUUUGAAACCAAUGGAAAUCAAUGCGUCAAGGAAAACGAAGUUGCUUUAGCUCAAUUUAUGAGAAAUCUUGUCAGCACUUAUGACUUGUGUGCUAAAGAAGUUAAAAAACUUGUUUCCGAAAAACUUACCGCCAUUACGGAUUCUUUAAAAUUCAUCAAGAAUGCCCCACGUCAAGUUGAAAAUAUUUCUGCAGAAUGUUUCGCUCAGGAGGAAAAGCCAGUCGAUUUAGCUGUAAGUUCUCUUUGUGUAGUAACACGCAUUGCAAAUAUCGAAUUGAUUACAUCGGAAGCAAAUGAUCUUGUGGAGAAAUUCAUUCAUCAAGGAGUUGCAGAAAUUGAAGCUUUUGCUGCAACAAAUUGCAAAGGAAUCAAAGAACUUGAUAGAGAAUUUGUUGAAAUUUUCACUAAAAUUCAAGCUUGUGUUCAAAAUAACAGACAAUAAAAAGAUUUCUUAAA
Molecule: messenger RNA, 792 nt
Organism: Episyrphus balteatus (marmalade hoverfly)
Lineage: Eukaryota; Metazoa; Arthropoda; Insecta; Diptera; Syrphidae
Exons: 2
Coding region: 89-778 (229 amino acids)
Source: RefSeq, a predicted model, not a curated record